UUCAACUAAACGCCGCCAAAAUGGAUAAACGCCUGCGGCUCGUAUUCAUUUAUCCAAUCGUAUUAAUAUAUUUACAAUUACAACAGACAAAUGCCAACCGAAAUAUCGAAUUGAAUGCCUUCCAGCCCAUGUCGGAAUAUGAUGAUUCUUGGAUAUCAUGGGAUACGCUACGUUUGAAGAAGAUAUCACGCUCGGAGCUGGGUAUGACGGGUGAUGUGGAGCUCAAACAGAAUUUGGGCAAUGAACAGAGGGUCUCCUUGCAAAUCUACAAGUAUGAUCGCGAGAGUAAACGACGUGGUCCCAUUGUAUUUCAAAUAGAGAAACCUUUCUGCAAUUUAGUAGAAUCACUCAAGAGCACUUACGAUGGUAUGGUGAAAUCAUCGAAUUUGCCGGAGGAGUUUACAUGUCCCUUCCCAAAGAACACUUAUACCUACAAAGACUAUGUACUCGAUACCGAUUUCUUGGUGAAAGAUGUACCGAACGGCGAUUAUCAACUGGCGGCGAUUGUUAAAAAUGGCGAAAAGGCGGUGGCUGGUCUCGAUCUUGAUUUGACAGUUGCUAGUUAGAUUGAGAAGUUAUGUUUUCCCAGAAA
Ceratitis capitata (Mediterranean fruit fly) is the source of this 592-nucleotide messenger RNA. RefSeq lists its product as uncharacterized. NCBI's taxonomy places the organism in Eukaryota, Metazoa, Arthropoda, Insecta, Diptera, Tephritidae. The coding region runs from base 21 to 566 and encodes 181 amino acids. The transcript has 3 exons. The record is from RefSeq and is a predicted model, not a curated record.